UACCAUCAGCGGCUGUACGUCAUAGUUCUGAAAAUCAAUGGAAUCUCGAAGGUGUUGUCAGUUGAUUGGAAAUUUCAUCUGAGAAAUCGAUAUUGUCUUUGAAUAAAAGGUGCCGGAACGCAGAGCUCUACCUCAGAACCAUUUGAGACGUUAAAUAUCUACAUUCCAGUGCAAAAUAAUUAACUUGAGCCGUUGUUAGUGUCAACAAACUUUGGCCCACUUUGUAAAGUUUUGGAACUUUUUUUUCAAGACUUAAUUUCUUUUAGACAAGCUGCUUGCUGAUGGCGCGGCCAGCUAGUGCCCAGUCACAGUCGAAGUUUGCUUGGGGCGAUCAUGGAAGUGCAAGACCGGAUAUUCAAUUUGACUUUGGUCAGGAUCCUGGGGUUCGGGAUGACCCAGAUUUGAGCCCCUCUGCAAUGGAUGAUGACUCUGUGUACAUGAGUGGCGACAAGAACAAAUCAUCUGCGGUUGCUACUACUUCAAAAAAUCAGUCAAAGUCCUGCUUUGCUAAAAUUGGCGGUGGAAUAAGAUCACUAUGGGCAACCCGUCAGACAGAGGAUGUGAAGGGAGACAGGGAACUUCAUGUGAAGACGACUCUACGAGAGCUGAUCAUCUACAUCGUAUUCCUGGUCAUCCUGUGUAUCGUGACAUUUGGUAUGACCCAGACUACGAUGUACUACUACACGAAGGUGAUGAGUGACCUGUUCCUGGACAAGACCCACUCUGGCGGCGGAUCUUUCCGUACCAUAACAAGUGUGGAGGAUUUCUGGAAGUUUGCAAAGGAACCACUUAUCAAUGGACUGUACUGGGAGACCUGGUAUAACAACGACACUGUACCCACCGAACAACAAGGCUACAUCUACUAUGAAAACAAACUGCUUGGUGUACCGCGACUUCGGCAACUUCAGGUCCACAGCAACUCUUGUCACGUUCAUGAUGACUUUGCCGAGGUGAUCCGCGAAUGCUACGAGUCUUACGCUGAAAGUUUGGAAAACAAGCAACCGUUUGGUCCAGGUGUUAAUAAUGAAGAUAACUACACAGCCUGGUACUAUCGAAGUCAGGAUGAACUUGAUGGGUCUAGUCACUGGGGUAAAAUCUCUACAUACAGUGGUGCCGGCUAUGUACAGGACUUAACUUCAAACAAGAGCGAGUCGUCGGGUAUCAUCAAUUACCUGUUUGACAAGCGUUGGAUACGUAGAGGCACGAGGGUCCUGUUUAUAGACUUCACUGUGUACAAUGCCAAUAUAAACCUUUUCUGUGUGAUCAGGCUGACGGUAGAGUUCCCGCCUACAGGAGGAGCAAUCCCCCAUGCGACGAUGAGAACAGUGAAGUUGAUCCGCUAUGUUACGGUGAUGGACUAUUUCAUCAUGGCGUGUGAAUUUAUCCUCUGUCUCUUUAUCCUGUACUACAUGGUUGAAGAAGCUAUCGAGAUCAAGAAGCACAAGUUCUCCUACUUCAAGAGCGUCUGGAACAUCCUUGACAUUCUCGUGAUUGUGAUUGCCCUCGUGUGUGUUGCGUUUAAUGUUUACCGUACGCUGAAAGUCGAUGAGCUGCUGCAGGAGCUGCUCGACAAGCCAGAUCAGUAUGCCGACUUUGAGUUCCUCAGCUACGGUCAGACACAGUUUGACAACGCUAUUGCCAUCGCUGUCUUCUUGGCCUGGAUCAAGAUCUUCAAGUACAUCAGCUUCAACAAGACGAUGACCCAGCUCUCCUCCACACUUGGCAAGUGUGCCAAGGAUCUUGCUGGCUUUGCAGUGAUGUUCUUCAUCAUAUUCUUGGCCUUCACCCAGCUCGGCUACCUUCUGUUUGGAACUCAAGUGAAAGACUUCAGUAACUUCCAGAAUUCCUUCUUCACACUGUUCCGUAUCAUCCUUGGAGAUUUCGACUUCGACCAACUUGAGGCUGCUAACCGUGUACUUGGACCAAUCUUCUUCAUGCUGUUUGUAUUCUUUGUGUUCUUCGUUCUUAUCAACAUGUUCUUGGCUAUCAUCAACGACACCUACUCCGAGGUGAAGGGAGACAUGGCCAACCAGAAGAACGAGUUCGAGAUGGGUGACUACUUUAAGAGAGGCUAUGAGAAGAUGUUGAACAAACUGAACUUCAAACAUGACAAGAUUGUUGACAUCCAGAAAGCACUUAAAUCUGCGGACAUAAACAACGACAAACAAGUUGACUUUGAUGAAUGGCGCCAGGACCUUAAAACUCGAGGCUAUGCUGAUGGCGAGAUUGAGGCUUUGUUUGCUAAGUACGAUAUUGACGGUGACCGUGUGCUGGACGAGGAUGAACAGAAGAAAAUGCAGGCCGACCUCAAUGACCAAAGAGAUGCCCUCAAAAAGGAAUAUGAUGAACUGGACAAGAUUGACCGACCAGAGAGUGCACGCAGAUCCGCAAGCCGUGUCAGUUUCAAUGACGACAGUGCAGAAGACAGCGACGACGAAGACAGCCGCACAAAAUCAUCCCGAUCAGGUCCCUCACAGAGUGUUUCAUACGAAGAAUUUACAGUGUUAUCUCGCAGAGUGGACAGAAUGGAACAUUCUAUUGGCAGUAUUGUUUCAAAGAUAGACGCAGUUUUAGUAAAAUUAGAAGCCAUGGAAAAAGCAAAAUUAAAAAGAAGAGAAACAAUGGGUAAAAUCCUAGACAGUAUAACAGAGUCCGACGGGACAAGUGACGAAGUUAAAAGAGAACAAAUGGAAAGAUUAGUGCGAGAAGAGUUAGAAAGAUGGGAUUCAGAGUCAUCUAUAACCCCACAGCCAAGUGGUCGAGGGCCAUCCCCUAGCAGUAGUGGGCACGGUGGGGCCAGAAAUAGGUCACGACCGGAAUCUGGGGGAAAUGCGGAAAAAGAAGAUAAACCGAAGCGGGCACCGCUGCGCCCAUUUUUAUACGACCAUGGUGACAAUAAUGGUCAAAGUGCUAUAUUAGUAGCCCCCAAAACUGUUAAAAAGAAUAAAAACUAGAAGGACAUAUUUGACAGUGGAAUCUACAACAGCCAUUGCUGACAAGAUAGGCUGACUCUGUGACUUUAUACACAAAACCACUGUUUUUAUGUGCCAGUUAUGACCAAUGGACUUUUGAAAAAACAUGAUCAUUCCAGCUUUAUAGAUGUUAUAAUGUGUUAUUUAAAUAUAAUGCACAUGCUAUGCUACAAUAAAUUCUGCAUUUUGAAAAAUUAGUGAAAGAAAAAAAUCCCAUGUUUUUCUGUUUUUCAGUGAAACACGCAAAUAGAAAAAAUUAGGUACUAAAAAUGAAGAAAAAUGAAAUAAUAGGUAAUAGUCUGUGCAAGUUCUUUACUUAAUUCAGGUAAUCGCAUUUAAGUAUUACUAAACAAUUUCAAAAUAAAAAGAAAGUUUUUUAAAUAACCAAGGCCUUUGCUUUGAUUAUUGUCUGAUUUGCCAUGGUUCAGAUGUGUAGGAAAUUAACAACAGGACCAUUGUUUACUGGAGAAUUUACCAUGCUUGAAUCCCUUCUUUGUUUAAGUGACUGCCAAAUCAAACCACGUUAGAAAUGUUAAAUACUAAACUUAAGGCUCUGAAGAAUCUCAUUGAAAGCAAAGAUUAGAUCAGCUAUUGACUACUACAAAUUCUAAGAAUAUUCUUUUAUAUAUUACAAGCAGUCGGUACAGUUUGGCAGUCCACCUAUGCAGUAUUUAUUGUAGCAAAUAAGAAACAUUUUUAUGUUCUGUGUUGUACUAGUCAUUUUAGACACGAAAAAUGUGAUAUGUAAUUCUGUCCAAGGCACUCCGUCCUAAGAAAACCUAUAAAUCUGUGAAAAUCCGUCCUCAGAUUUUACAUGUAACAUUACUGCUGAUUGUUACGUUUUUAUUUUACAUGAAUUUUAUGUUUUAUUCUUGUUUGGUUCAAGAUCAAAUUUUAAAGUGAUUUUACAGUCAUGUGGCAGAAGAAAAAAGUUGAACUUUUAGAUUUGUACAUACCACUGUGUUAUUACAUAAAUUGUCUCAAAAGGUGUACAUUUUUAGCUCACCUGAGCACAAAGUGCUCAGGGUGAGGUAUUGUGAUCGCUCACCGUCCGGCGUCCGUCCGUCCGUCCGUCCGUCUGUCCGUCCGUCCGUCCGUCCGUCCGUCGUCCGUCCACACUUUCCUUUAAACAACAUCUCCUCCUAAACCAACAGGCCAAUUUUGAUGAAACUUCACAGGGAUGUUCCUUGGAUGGCCCCCUUUCAAAAUUGUUCAAAGAAUUGAAUUCCAUGCAGAACACUGGUUGCCAUGGCAACCGAAAGGAAAAACUUUAAAAAUCUUCUUCUCAAAAACCAGAAGCCCUAGAGCUUAGAUAUUUGGUGUGAAGCAUUGCCUAGUGGACCUCUACCAAUUUUGUUCAAAUCAUGACCCGGGGUCAAAAUUGACCCCGCCCCAGGGGUCACUUGAUUUUACAUAAGAAAAUCUUAAAAAAUCUUCU
Molecule: messenger RNA, 4410 nt
Organism: Mercenaria mercenaria
Lineage: Eukaryota; Metazoa; Mollusca; Bivalvia; Venerida; Veneridae
Product: polycystin-2-like
Exons: 16
Coding region: 282-2954 (890 amino acids)
Biological process (GO): detection of mechanical stimulus
Cellular component (GO): membrane
Molecular function (GO): calcium channel activity; calcium ion binding
Source: RefSeq, a predicted model, not a curated record